CCUCUCUCUCUAGUUCUCUCUCCCUCUCCCUGAUAUUAUUGUCAUAAUCAUCAUCAUCCCUUGUACAGUCCAAACGCGGUAUCCUCCAAGAGCCUCAUUUACCCCACAGUAACUUAGCUAUAGGAGCUAGUUCUAGGUUCCCCAUACGAAGCUACAUCCCAGCGCCCAACUAGCUCUAUCGCUCCAACAUCAACCAUUGUUCGUACGACUAUCACUGCUAUUAUGGAUCGAGCAGCAGCAGAAGUCAACGGCAAGGCGCCUCUUCACGGCAGCGGUGCCAGCCCACAUGACACUGACCCUAUCGUCAAGGUCCAACCUCCUCGCCGCGAAGAUCUCCAAACAUCCUAUGCCCAAAUCAUCAAGGCCGAUACCGAAGACGACUCCCAACAUGGCUGGUACGGUGGAAUGGUCAACACUCUAGGCUCUAUCAUUGGUGCCAUAGGCGCUAUUCCCUGCUGCAUCGUCUGCCCCAAUCCAUACAAACCCGUCGCCCAAGGAAACGUGGGUCUCGUCACCAAGUUUGGUCGUUUCGCAAGAGCUGUAGACCCAGGACUGGUCAAGAUCAACCCUCUUUCCGAGGCUCUGAUUCAGGUGGAUGUCAAGAUCCAGAUUGUGGAGGUGCCAAAGCAGGUCUGCAUGACCAAGGACAAUGUCAAUUUGACCCUCACAUCGGUCAUCUACUAUCGCAUUACUUCUCCGCACAAAGCUGCCUUCGGCAUCUCCAACCUGCGCACUGCGCUUGUGGAGCGCACCCAGACCACCCUCCGCCACGUCAUUGGCGCAAGAGUACUGCAAGAUGUCAUCGAGCGCCGCGAGGAGAUUGCCCAGUCGAUCCGCGAAAUCAUUGAUGAGACCGCGACAGGAUGGGGCGCAGAGGUGGAGUCCAUGUUAAUCAAGGACAUCAUCUUCAGCCAGGAACUCCAGGACAGCUUGUCCAUGGCCGCGCAGAGCAAGCGAACUGGUGAAGCCAAGGUCAUCAGUGCCCGUGCUGAAGUCGAGAGCGCGAAGCUGAUGCGACAAGCUGCCGAUAUCCUGUCGAGCGCUCCUGCUAUGCAGAUCAGAUACCUCGAGGCUAUGCAAACCAUGGCGAAGACUGCGAACAGUAAGGUCAUAUUCUUGCCGGCGCAGAACCAGACUGUGCAGAGCCAGCUUGCUAUGGCUGAGCAGUAUGGCGAGGGACCGAGCAGUUACCGCGAUUAUGGUACGACCAACAACGGCAAUGCCGGUAGUAAUGAGUUCUCUGGCAACACGCACGGAUUCCAGAGUGCGGUCAAUGCGAGGGUAGUGGAGAAUAUGUGAGAUGCCUACGACGAUUGCUGGAAUCAGAAUGCACCGUACGCGAGUCGCGAGAUUGUUUGAUAUGCACCGCGAGUAUGAUGUUACGAGCUACGGGAUUGUAUGUUUCGGUUAUAGUUUGUGAGUUGUUUGAUACCCAGAUAUGUAGUCUUGUUACCUGUAUGCUCGCUUUUCGAUCCAGUAUCCUCCUACGUCGACUUAUCUCGAAAAGCC
Messenger RNA from Sphaerulina musiva SO2202, 1509 nucleotides. Its product is annotated as stomatin family protein. Gene Ontology annotation, cellular component: plasma membrane. Lineage: Eukaryota; Fungi; Ascomycota; Dothideomycetes; Mycosphaerellales; Mycosphaerellaceae. The transcript has 2 exons. Bases 223 to 1299 code for a protein of 358 amino acids. The record is from RefSeq and is a predicted model, not a curated record.